AUUGUGAGGAGAGGGAGGAAGGGGGGUGUUAGGUUUUGGUGAUCCCCUUUUGCGAUUGCUUUAAGUUGUUUUUCCACGUUAUUGGCUUAUAUCUGUCUGGGGUUAUGGUAUGGUUGAAAAUCAUUUGGUGUUUUGGCGACGUGUCAGGUUUUUCCCCUUUACCAAAGUUUAAAUCGCCCCCUGAAUCUACACAUUGAUUUUUCGUUUCUUGUUCAUGUCGUUGAAUUUACUGCCAUACCACUCAUCUUAUCACCCACGCUACUCCACUUCCUCGCUUUGUUUACUGUUAUGUUUGCUUUGCGCCACGGUGAAGACAAAUACCUUUAGUCCUGGUUCAUAUCUACUCCUUUUUUCUCUGUACCUCUCUCUUCAUCUGUUGUUGUCACUGCUAUACUAUCAAAUCAUGGAUCAUGGACCAAAAGGAGGAUUUCAGAAUGAAAUGUUACCCUUGAGGUAUCUAUCCAAUGGCGGCGGUGGCCAGAUUUUGCUGUGUCCUCGCUCGCAAAUGUGUAUCCCACGCAUCCAGUGUGUCGCGGCGGUCAUCAGCUUUGCAUGCACGAAUACGAAGUUUAGAAGCAGGCUAGCUGUCUGUCCUCCGAGCAUAUUGGGCGUGGAUAUACCCCAAAAAACGCUUACGUUUACGUUUUUUUGUCAAAUUGGGUUUUAAAAGGUUUUUUUUUUUUUUGAAAGCGGCGGAGUUCUGCGUAUGCUCUUAGAUCUUAUCUUGCUAUGGUAGGUAGUUAUGGAAGGAGAAAAGGGGUCAAGGGGAGGAAAAACUAGGGCAUGGUGUUUAGGUUUAGAAGAAUGAUAAUUGAGUUUGUACUGCA
Molecule: messenger RNA, 827 nt
Organism: Neurospora tetraspora
Lineage: Eukaryota; Fungi; Ascomycota; Sordariomycetes; Sordariales; Sordariaceae
Exons: 1
Coding region: 215-667 (150 amino acids)
Source: RefSeq, a predicted model, not a curated record